Messenger RNA from Durusdinium trenchii, 2326 nucleotides. The record is from the annotation of a GenBank genome assembly. Lineage: Eukaryota; Dinophyceae; Suessiales; Symbiodiniaceae.
GUCGCUGCAAGAGCCAAUUGAAUGGAGCCAUGUAAUGUCUCUCAGUGGUGACGAAAGUCCUGCUGCAGGUGUGUCGGCAGAGGUGCAAAAGCCGAGGUUUUCCUUUUCACCAGGCCCCAGAUUCGGUUUGGAGGCAAGACGUCCUUUCAAGCAAUCCAAGGGCAAAGAGUUCAAUGACAUCAUUCUGAAUGCAGGGCAGGAUGGCGAGGCCAUUUUGGCCUUCGUCCAUGGUCGGCUGCAAGAAUUAAGCGUGGUGAACGCCACCACUGCGGUCCACCGCUUGGCCAAAUGUCAAGCCGGACUAGCCACGGCUGCGACCACUUCACACGACCCGCGGCUGCGUUUGCUCCUCGACAGGGUGGGUGAAAUGUUCAGGGCAGCCUCUUCAGAGAAUGAUCAGAAUGAGUGGCAGUUCCAUGUGGACCCGAGAGCUCUUACAAACGUUGCAUGGGCGCAGGCAAAAAUGUUGAUGAGGGAUGCCCAACUCCUCGGCCAUAUUUCCACAGAGGUCCGGCAACGGGUGUCUGAAUGUUCAGCCCAGCAGGUGGCCAACUGUGCUUGGGCUUUUGCAAGACUGGGUCUUUGCGACGAAAGGUUGCUCACAGCCUUAACCAGCGAGGCUGCCCAGAGGAUGGCAGAGUUCAGCCCACAAAAUCAGAUGUGUAUGCUAUGGGCUUGCGCAAAGCUGCAAUUUCUGUCUCUCAAGCUUUUGCAGGCUGUCCAGCAGACCAUGACCUCACUUCGAGACUUUUCUUCACAGCAUUUGUCCAUGGUGGCGUGGUCUUGUGGAAGCCUGGGCGUCCGAGAGAACGCGAUGAUGGACAACAUCGCUGUAGAAGCAUCCAGGAAGAUCCGAACAUUCACUCCGCAGAAUUUGGCCAAUAUGGCAUGGGCUUUUGCUACUCUUGAUGUCCGUCACACGAAACUAUUUUCGACCAUAUCACUGGAGGCAAGGCAGAGGUUGCAGGAAUUCAAUCAACAACAUUUGUGCAAUCUGGCCUGGGCCUUCAGCACAAUCCACCUAACAGAUGAGGAUCUUUUGCUCCCACUUGCCGAGCAAGUGAUCAGUCGAGCUGACGAAUUUACUCCACAGGGUCUCUCCAACAUCGCAUGCUCCUUCGCAGUACUGGGUCUUGGGCAUCACAACAUGUUUGAGGCUGUUGGACAAGCAUCAAUUCCAAAGGUCAAACAUUUCUCUCCUCAUGACUUGGAAUCCAUUGCCUGGGCAUUCGCACGACUUGGUAUACACAGAGAGGUUUUGAUGGAUGGCAUCUCCCAGGAAGCCAAGUUGAAGAUCGGCCAGUUCCAUGCCCUGGAUGUUGCCAACCUGGCCUGGGCUUUCGCGACACUCCGAGUGAGGGACCAGGAACUGAUGAAGACUCUGGAAGAAGCCGCCAAGAACACCCCGGUCCAUGGCUUUUCUUCCCAGGCGCUAAGCCAGAUAGCUUGGGCCUUUGCCUCUUUGAGCUGUGCUUCAGACGCGCUUCUGAACCAUCUGUCGGAGGAGGUCUUGUUGCGUGUUGAUGAUUUGGAGUUGCAGCAGCUUGCAGCAUUGCUUGACACAAAACUUCCUCGCUGCAGAGUACUUGGCAGGCGCUUCGGAGUUCUGCUUUGGCGCUUCCUCGAGGUCUUUCCCAGAACGAAGGCUCAAUGGAUGGAAGAGGAAUAUUGGGAUUUCCUGCAGAAGCUCCAGGUUGACAACUUUGGGCUUCAUGGUAGCUCUUUCGUGCUCCAGCGCUUGGGCAUUGGAAAGGCAGAUGCCGCCUUUGCUGCCCGGGCACAGGAUGAAGUCAAGAGGUAUGUUGGGCAGAGCAACGAUGCGCUACGAGGGCUUACAAACCAGGAUGUACUGCACAACCGGGUUUGCAGCUUUGCGGAAUUUGACUUCAGUAUACCUGGGAAGGAGAAGAGCUUUUCUGGCAAAAUGAUCCGUGAGAAUGGGUUCUGGUCUGCCAGUAGAUCACGCGGUGGGAAGUGUCGAUGGCUUCGAGCUGCAAGUCUCAAGGUGGGAGCCCUGGUGGAUCGAAGCUUCUGCAGCGAAUUUCAGACCCUGGAGGAGCUUUGUGAUUGCAUCGAGCAGGAAGCAGCUGGGGCUGCACUGCUGGAGAAUGUGAGUGGCUUCCUACGGCUCUUUGUGUCAACCACACCCUGUGUGUCUUGCAUUGGAGCAUUGAGCCAGUUCCGGUUGCUUUUUCCCCAUCUUUGCAUGGAGGUCGCUUGUGGUCAGAUGCCCAUGCGGCAAGGCUGGCAACAGGAUUUUGGGCGAUGACAUGGAGUAGUUGCAUUUGGCGGGCACAUCUUUUGGGCGAAAAGAGCGGCCUUGCAC